Molecule: messenger RNA, 7593 nt
Organism: Nylanderia fulva
Lineage: Eukaryota; Metazoa; Arthropoda; Insecta; Hymenoptera; Formicidae
Source: RefSeq, a predicted model, not a curated record
GAGACGUUAAGGCCGACACUCGCGUCGCGCAUCUCGGCCCGACGACAUCGCACAGUCCGGUAACGCCAGGAACACGCACACACGUGUGAUCGUAGACACCCUGAUCGGCCGCUUUCUCUCCCUCCCCCUUUUUCCGCAGCGACGAAAACGCGAUCGCGGUUUCCGCGGGACCGAUUUCGCGAUCGCUCGGCUCCCAAGUUCUCCGAUUAUAGAUUCCGUCUUGAAAAUCGUCGGGCCGGCUGAUUCUCAUCGCGUUCGUCGUCAAAUCGCGACACGUGUCUCGGCGCGAUAUUAUUUGUUAUGUGUGUAGCGCGGUGGGAAGGAGGGUGAAGUGUUCAAAGAUAUAUAUAUAUUAGUAAAAGUGUGAGACCAAGACACAAAUAAGGAAUUUCGUUAAUCUGCCUCGCGGUAGGCGCACGACAGAUUCCUCGAUGCGCCCUUCGUCAGGGGGUGAGAGUCGCACGUGGUGGAAAUUCGACGAUCUCUGACAAGAGCUCCGUAGUGAGCGCAGAGAGCUGCGUAUAGUCGGUUAACAAGUGAAAAGAAAAGAUCCAUCACCGACGAAUGUCCUCGCCGAGAUUGACAAGGACCAUGAAGAAGUUUCACUUCGUUUUCAUAUGCCUGCUGGGCCUCGUCGUGAGCGACAACAGUACGAUCGGCGAUCAUUCGAUCACCUCAGAGGACUCCUCGGAGAUCAGCAACAUCAGCAACAAUCCCGCGACCGACGCCGUAGAUCAGAACGCUGGCUGGGGAGAAUGGUCAUCAUGGUCGAAGUGGUCGCCAUGUACGAGGACGUGCGGUGGUGGGAUCUCGCGUCAACAGCGUCGAUGCAGACGUAAACCGUGCAAAGGCAGAGCCUGGACCACCAAAUAUAAAAUCUGUAAUCUUGAGCCCUGCGAGAAGUCGGGCGAUCUUCGCGCGAUACAAUGCGCCGCCUUCAACAAUGUGCCAUACAGCGGACAACUGCUCAAAUGGUAUCCCCAUUACGAUCCGACUAGGCCCUGCACUUUGAUCUGCCGUGGCGAGCAAACUUUCGAGGACGGCAUUAGAAGACGGUCGCGACAGGAAGUGCCGUCGAAUAAGAGGAUGGAGUCGCACGAUUCCACGGACAGUCUGCAAUACGACAACGACGAGACGAUAGUGGUGCAGCUGGCGGAUAAGGUCGAGGACGGCACGAGAUGUUACGCGGAGAGCACGGAUGUGUGCAUAGGUGGCGAAUGUAUGAAGGUUGGCUGCGACCUUAGAGUUGGUAGUAACAAGAACACAGAUGCGUGUGGCGUGUGCGGAGGGAAUGGAUCAAGCUGCCAAUCGCGAUACUCCUGGAGUUUGGAAUCGAUAUCCGCCUGUUCCAAGUCCUGCGGUGGAGGUUUUAAGAUAGCGAUGACGGUGUGCAAAUCGGUCGGCACCGACGAGAGUGUCGUGGAGGACAGCUAUUGCGAUGCAAACAACCGGCCAGAGAAGACCCGGAUGCCGUGCAACACGCACCCCUGCACGACCAAAUGGAUAAGCGGAGAAUGGAGCACGUGCAGCGCAAGCUGCGGUGGUGGAUCGCGAACGAGGUCCGCCUUCUGCACCGAGGAAAACGGAAACGAAACUACGAAGCUACCCGACCACAAGUGCAGCGGCACGCACAAACCGCGCACUCAGGAGACCUGCAACACCGUGUCCUGCCCGAUGUGGGAAACCGAUAAAUGGAGCGAGUGCUCCGUGACCUGUGGUAGCGGAAUACGGACGAGGACGAUCGAAUGCAGAGACGGUGUUGGUGCCAUCUCCAGGGACUGCGACCCCGCGGAACGUCCUCAUACCGAGCAGGAAUGCAAGACGAGCGUCGCUUGUCCCACGUAUGGAGACGGUAUGACGCAGCCCCUAGUGCAACCGUAUCCGCUAUCCCCGGUGUCAGAGAAGUUGAUGGACCAGCCAAUACCUUCCGAAUCAACCUUCAUCGCCGAGGAAUGGUCCCCUUGCAGCGUCACCUGCGGCGAGGGUGUCAGGCGUAGGGAGGUACACUGCAAGAUAUUCCUCGAGUUCAGUCAGACCAUCGCCAAGCUGCCUGACAAUCAGUGCUCCGGCCAGAAGCCGGUCGAGACGGAGAAGUGCACGAUGGAGCCGUGCGGCUUGCUCGAAAACAGCCUCUCCUACAGGAUCGGCACGAAUGGCGAGAGCGGAUACGCCGAAUCGAGUUUGACAGAUACAUAUAGUAGUAGAUCAUCGUCGGGCAGCUCCGUCGGAAGCAGCUACGACAGCAGCAUCAAAGUUGCCCCGGGUAGCGAUGUACAGACUACGUACUCGUGGAGAGAAAGUGGCUACACCCCCUGCAGCGCCACUUGCUUAGGAGGUGUUCAGGAUCUUAUUAUAAACUGCGUGCGUGACGACACAGGGAAGACCGUGAUGCCGCUUCUAUGCACCGCGGAAACGAAACCAGAGGCAAGAAUACGAGUUUGUAACGACCAUCCGUGCCCGCCCAGGUGGAACUAUAGCGAAUUCUCUACAUGCAUGAGCCCUUGCGGUAUUGGUAUACAGACACGUGACGUUACCUGCAUCCACGAGGUGACACACGGGACUGGCAAAGCAGUGCCCGUUCCAAAUUACAUGUGUCCGCAGCCACCGCCCGCCGACAGACGAUACUGCAAUGUCUGGGAUUGUCCUAUCAAGUGGAGCACGGGGGAAUGGGGCAAGUGUUCAAGAACAUGCGGCGGUGGUGUGAAGAAGCGAGAUGUAGUCUGUGAACAAAUAAUGGCGCAAGGUCGCAAGCAGAGUCGCGAGGACCGCGAAUGUCCAGCUCAAAAACCACCUAAUGAGAAACCAUGCAAUACCAGAGCCUGUCACGCUUCCGACUCAAGUGUGCUACCAAUAAUCACCAGUUUGAAUACAACAUACAAUCAAACGGAUAUUAAUGCGAAGGUGGAUUUAAGAAUCGGCGGAAUCGCCAAGAUUUUUCAAGGGACACCUUCUAUCAAAAUUCGUUGUCCUGUCAGAAAGUUCGAUAAAGCGCAGAUCGUUUGGAGGAAAGACAACAAAGAAAUACGGAAAUCAAGAAAGUUCAAGAUUAGCAGGAAGGGAGCUUUGAAAAUAAUCGACAUAGUUUCUUCGGAUUCGGGAACUUAUGCCUGUAUUGCUGGAGAUUCGCACGCAGAGACGCAGUUGAUAGUAAAAUUUCGCUCCAAAGAGCAGAUAAGUAGUGAAGAAUAUUUACGACUCGGCAAUUCCGUUCACCUACAAAGGAAUGCAAAUCUCGAUUCUGCACCAGCGAAUUCAGGUGAAAGUCCUUACACCGAUCAUGCAGCGGUUUAUGGAAACCGUUUUGAUAGCGAAGAUCUCAGUCAUGAACGUGCGAUUCCUAGCAAACCAACGAGAAAACCACAAAAGAAGCAGAAAGCCAGUCCUGCUCCGUCAGAUGCCACAGUGAUGCAAAAAGAACACACUGUUACUUCUUUCAAUCAGCCGGGAUAUCAUGAGUCUGUGGAAUCACCCGCUCCAUCAAGUGCUUCUGCUCUUGUGCCACACAUGAGCUACUUGAUAUCGAGCUUGAAGGCCUAUUGGCCGUUUCGCAGCGAAAUAGGCACGAGUAAUAAUCACAAGGCUGCUACCACGUCAUUCGGAGAUGAACACAAAGGAUCGGCGACGACGAAGCACAGAAUGUCUAAUAGGAAGACCGACUUUAUGUAUCAAAGUCUCGAGGAUAACUUUGACAGUCUGUAUCGCAACACUGCCAUUCCCGACGAGACCUUUGGCCCAGACGAAGAACGGAUAUUCAUCGACGUCGAUCCCUAUGACCUGGACGAAUCUAUAUUCGGGCUACAACACGGCGACGGUGUUAAAUCGAUGUCCAAUGUAAUGGAGAAAGUGGAUACCGAGCUUACCACGAAGCCCGAUAUCGAUUAUAUCGAGGAGUCGCUAAAAAAUGUGAAACGGCAAUGGCAAGACUCGCGAAAUAAGUACAAAGAUCAAUGGAGUACCACGCCCAAAAGUCACGUUCAGAGCAGAGUUAUGACUGAGUCCAUCACGUCUACGCGAAAUAGUGGGGUGGAUGUGUAUUACGUCGAAGAGUCGAGCACGAGAAAGGAAAUAUUCAAGGAGGGCAGCAGUUUUGCUGACGAUAGUGAUAAGUCCAUCAAUCACGACGCUUAUGGAAACUCGAGAACUAAAGAUGCAUCGAUCACCUCGACAAUUAUGUCUAGAAGUCUCGAGGAUCAGUUAAGGAUACCGGAAUCGGACCAUCGUAAUUUAAAUCGCGCAAACAAGACAAUAGAGUAUAGUGAUGCGUUCGAAGAAGAAUUAGAUAAGCGAAAAAUCGAAUCAUAUGUAGAAAAUCACACGACAGAUUAUACAAUCGUACGAUUUCCGACUAGUAGAAAUCUGGAAAAUAAAGCGAAGGAAGAUGCGACGUUGAUAAAUGAUCGGAAGUCAAGUAUUGUUGAGGAGGAUCCUGACGAAGAUGUAAGAAACUUAUCUCGCAAUCGAGAGAAUCAUGCUGGUUCUAUAGAGAAGACCUUAGUUAAUCUAAAAGAGUCCUCUCCAGAGAAGCAACAUUCGACCGAUGAAGAUAAAUCCGCGAACGUUUUGAUCUCCACUAUAAUGAGAGAAGACAAUACAACGAAGGAUCCUGAUGUGGAAUCACUCACUGUAUUAGCUACGGACAAUGUUCUGGUGUUCGAAUGGGUCACGACCGACUGGUCAAAGUGUUCUCAAACUUGCGGAGGAAGCGGAUUUCAGAUGCGAGGUGCACAGUGUACAGUACGAUCAAUGAGAAUGGACGGCGAUUCCAAGCACAUUUCGCCAGGAUCUGUUAUCGGUCAAAAAUUAUGUGAGGACGCCGGACAUCCAGUACCCCAGAAAGUGAGACCCUGCGGAUCGGGCAGGUGUCCUCAAUGGCACACUACGGAGUGGACACCAUGUGAAACGUCAAGAUGUUUCAAUUGGAAAACAGCGAUGCAAAAACGAGACGUCAGCUGCCGCUUGGCGUACGACACGGAAGAGAAUGGUCGAGAAAACGCCACGUUGUUGGAUCCGAGCAAGUGCGAUGAAACCACGAGGCCGUUACAAAGACAGGAAUGUUAUAAUGAGGCUUGCAAAGGCGUCUGGAAAGUCGGCGAAUGGUCGGAGUGUACCGCGUCUUGCGAAGAAGAUGGUACCAAAUACAGGAUUCUACAAUGCGUCUGGUUUGGUACAAAAAAGCCGGCGGGAAACGCUUGUAGAGAUAUACCACGACCUUCUGUGAUGAAAACGUGCAGAGGUCCGCCUUGUCCUCAAUCUCCCGAAGAUUGCAAGGACCAUUCGCAAUUGUGCAGCAGGGUGAAAGUAAUGAACAUGUGCAAGGUGCCGCUGUACAAGAAACAGUGUUGCGCAUCGUGUCGCUAAGAAUCCAAGACAAAUUGAUCGUGACUUAUUGUGACAAAAUAACGCGAUAAUGAAGUGCGCGUGAGACAGUAUGCAAAUCGUGAUUUAUAGUCGGACAAUUACCUGACAUAUGUAAACGCACCCGGGAUGCCUGUUAGUAAAUUAUGUAACGCACACGAAAGGAGUGCGCGAUAUUACUGUGAAAUAAUACAUUGCACAGUUAUUACAAUGUCCGAUUUACAUAGAUAAAAAAUAUCCAAAAAAAAGAAGUUGACCAAAACUACUUCGCUGUAAUAGUUUCCUCGUCGUAUCGUCGCGAGAACUCAUUCACCUCCUUGCCUCGAAUGUUCCUUAUGUAACAAAGAAAAACCCGCCAAUCUUAACACAGUUUAUCUAACUAAUUAAAAUCAUAAUUUUCCAACACAUAUGCCACAUAGUUUGGAACGUUUUCUUAUAAUUGUGCACGCUCAUAUAUAUUGUCCUGGUUAACAAGAAAAGACAGAAAACAAAGUAAAAAUCUAGUAUUCGUCCAAGAAAGUUGAAAGAACGUUAUAUUGUUAUGGUUUAAUGAGAAAAAGAGAGCAGUAGAGACUUAUUUGCUAUGUGCUGGAAAAGACGUUAUUGCGAUAUACCGUUGAAAGCAUCACGUUAUUAAAUGUUGUCAAUGUUGGUGCUUUAAAUCGAACGGAAAAUGGCUUUAAGCAGAAUUAUAUUCAAAUUGUAAUAAAAAUGCUAUAAAAAAGAAUAUGAAAAGUUGGAAAGCACGAGUUAAAAACAUUUAAUUUGUAUCGCAAAACAUAAUUAGAAGCAUUUCUUCUUGAAAUUUAUCUUUUACAUAUCUUCUCUACAAUGAACAUAAUCGAUUUCAUUUAUUUUUAAACGGAGAAAUUUCAUCCUUUAAGACUGAAAUGUUCGUCUCUUUGCGUAUCAUUAUUUUGGGACAUUAACAUAAACAGAAUCGCGUUACGUCUCAAAGAAAUUACCUUUACAUUCCACUAUAAAUUAGUAGAACUAUAUUUUAGCUCUGUCUUUGUAAACACGUAUAUUUAUCGAUAUACUAUCUCUCUUUAUGUUUGUAGAGUCUGAUAUAAAUUAUUGCAAACGUAAGAUGUAUUAAAAAGUUAUUUAAAAAUAUAAGUUAUAUGAAUGAAUUAUAUGCGCCUAUAAUAAACGUCCUAUCGGACGAUCUCUUAAGCCAAUAGAUCCUAAGAGCAAUAAAAAAUAUAUAAGUAUUGUAAUAUAAUAUUUUGUUAAUAACCUCUGGCGAAAAUUCGUGAACAUGAUUAUUCCGUUGUUGGUUAAAGAACUCGAUUUCAGUUACGUGUCUCUAAUCACUUCAAUCUAGAUGUUAUCACGGAGUAAUUCCGAAUAUUCAUUUAUCGCGUAUUUAUUAUACGUAGGAUUCAUCGAUGAAAUUUAUAAUUCGAUAUUUUCAAUAAAAGCGAAGUAAAGAAUUAUAGAUAUCUAUAUAUUAAUAUGAUUUGACAUAAGAUUGUGAACAGAUUUUCGCUAUCAACGAAUUUGCCUCGACACAGCUAAGCAGUUUGCCAAAACGAGCUGACAUAAAUAAAAUAAAAAUAAAUUAGAGAAUAAAAAUAUAUAUAAAUUAAAGUCAAGAGAGAGAGAUAAAAAGCAUAUUAUGAGCUACACAUAUAAAUUACCGAAAUGCACGCAUAUGUGAAUACGACUUUAUAUGUUAGUAUAUGUAUAUAUAUAUAUAUAUAUAUAUAUAUAUAUAUAUAUAUAUAUAUAAAUAAAACUAAAAUAUACAGUGAAUAACUUUAAAUACGCGGGAUGCAUCAAAAGUCGAAAUGUUUCUGUUAUUUAGUUACGCAUUCCUUAAAUAUUUAAGAAAUAAUAUACGACUUUUAAUACAUCCUAUAUACGAUUACGGCUGGCAAAUAUGUGUAAACUGCCAUCAAUUUGUCAUGUAUACUUGCCAUCUUGUAUACCACUGUCAUCUUUUAGUAAGCAUUUAAUUAAUAUUUAUCUUACGGCAAUACAUUUCCAAUGUAUUAUUGAUCGAUACGGUAUAUCACUCAAAAAGAUAACUUAUUUUCCAGUUAAUCAACGUAAUGUCAUGACAAUUCUUAAAAAGAUAAUGAGUUCUGACACAUUUUUGUAUAUAUCACGAUGUAGGUAUGUAAAAUGGCUCCACACUUAGUAUUGUACCUAAGCAUUACUGUUCAUGAUAUCUAUGUAAAUAUGUAACUGCCUAAAUGCGAAUAAAACAAGAGACUAUAUCACUGCACAUAA